CCAAACGCAAGCAAGAGAAGGAUCUGAAAAGGUGCGCCGUGCGUACGUGGUGACCGGUGGCGGCAGCUAGCCAGUCACGGCUGGCAGUGCUUGGUCCGCCGACCGGGCGAUCCUCUUCCCGCGGCAUUGUCAGAGAGUCGGUCGGUUGGGUUCCCCUACAAAACCUCUUCACACGCUAAAGCCUCCUUCCCCUUUGUUUCCCAAGCACUCCAGCCUGCUCUGCUCUGCUCUUCACCCGCAACGAAACCCAAAACAGAACAGUUGGUUGAGUCCAAGUCCAACUCCACCAAAAUUCCGUUUGUUUGCCCGGUCCUCUCGCCCACGACCGCCGUUUGACUCCGGAAGCAAGCACGCACCAAAUCCUCGCCUGAAAUCACGAAGAUUUUGCGGACUUCAAUUUCUCCGCCCGUUUUAGCCGACGCUGACCGAGACAACACCGGCCAUCCCCACACAAAAGAAAGAGAAAACUAUCCGCACCGCGGCAAGGCAGAGGCAAAGGCAAAGGCGAAGGCGAAGGCGGGCAGCCGCACCCAAAACCCACCGCCUCCCCUUCCGACCACACCCAAUUUUUUGAACCGCUCCGUGCCAACUGCGGCGAUUCCUCUCGGCGGAGGUGGGGAAAAAAAAGGGGGCGGAGGAGCACAAGAAACUGAAGCGGAGAGGGGAGGAGGAGCGCAAGAAACUGUCGCGAGUCGAGAGGCCGGGGAGAAACUGAAGCGAAGAGGAGAGGAACGGGCAGCAGCGGCGAUAGGGUUCCGGCGAUGGAGCGGUUCCAUCCCUCCGAGGUGUACGAGCACUUCGUGCGGCAUAUGAACACGCCGAGGGUCGUGGUGGACAACGGGGUGUGCGAGACGGCGACGCUAGUGCAGGUGCACAGCGCGCGGAAGAACGGCGUGCUGCUGGAGGCCGUGGCCGCGCUGUCCGACCACGGCGUCUGCGUCCGGAAGGGCUACAUCUCGUCCGACGACGGCCGCUGGUUCAUGGACGUGUUCCACGUCACGGACGCCGCGGGGCGCAAGGUCGCCGAUGCCGACAAGCUGCUCGCGCGCCUCGAGUCCUCGCUCGCCGCCGCGGCCGCGACCGCCGACGCAUUGCCGCGGCCGGCGGGGUGCGAUUCCUCGCCCGCCCAGAACGAGGGGCUCUCCCUUCUCGAGCUCAUCGGCGUCGACCGCCCGGGCCUCCUCUCGGAGGUGUUCGCCGUGCUGCACGACCUGCGCUGCAGCAUCGUCGACGCCAAGGCGUGGACGCACGGCGGCCGCGUCGCCGCUCUGGUUUUCGUCCGGGACGAGGAUACCGGCGCGCCGAUCGACGACGCCGCUCGGACCAGGCGCAUCGAGUCCCGACUCAGGUACGUCCUCCGCGGCGGCGCGCGCGGCGCAAGGACGAUCUUGGUCGACGCGGCGGCUGUUGGUAACCUGGACCGGAGGCUCCACCAGCUGCUGAACGAGGACCGGGAGGCCGAUGGCCGCCCUGCCGCGGACCGGCCCACGACGACGGCGGUGGCUGUGCAGGAGUGGGGGGAGAGGGGUUACUCGGUGGUGACGGUGAGCUGCCGCGACCGGCCGAAGCUGCUGUUCGAUGUUGUCUGCACCUUGACGGACUUGGAUUACGUGGUGUACCACGGCACGUUUGACACCGACGGCGAUCACGCGCAGCAGGAAUUCUACAUCAGGCGCUUGGACGGCCAGCCAAUCAGCUCGGCGGCCGAAAGGCAGCGAGUGAUCCAACGCUUGCAAGCGGCGAUCGAGAGGCGCGCAUCCGAGGGCGUGAGGCUGGAGCUGAGCAUCAAGGACCGGCGCGGGCUGCUGGCCUACGUGACGCGCGUGUUCCGGGAGAACAGCCUCUCGGUCACGCACGCAGAGAUCACCACCAGGGGCGACAAGGCGCUGAACGUCUUCCAUGUCACCGACGUGGCCGGCCGCCCGGCCGACCCCAAGGCGAUCGACGAGGUCAUACACGGCAUCGGCACGGAGAGCCUCCGGGUGGACGAGGAGCGGUGGCCUCGCUUGUGCUCCACCCAAGGGGACGCCGGCCGAGACGGUGGCGCCGGCGGGGGACUGUUCUCGUUAGGCAGUCUUGUGAAGAAGAACCUCUACAACCUUGGCCUCAUCAGAUCCUGCUCGUAAGGACCAGGAACGAAAUGUGUUGGAUGAGAUACUUGUGUAAAUAUGGGAUGGUGCAGGGUGCUAGUUUGUAAAUCAAGUAGGUUCUUUUAUUUUUUUCUGCUUUUAGGUUUAGUAGCAGCAGUUCGUGUACAUAGUAGACAUGGAGAAGAUGUUGGUCGGCACGAGGUUGGAGCUUUGGGUCGUGUAUGUUUCCUUUACGUGCAAGUAGGCAAACAGAUCGAUGUAAAUAGGGUUGUACAUACAUGUACAUACAUAAUACUACUUCAUUAUCGUAGCUACCGUAUACUACUUUU
Brachypodium distachyon (stiff brome) is the source of this 2419-nucleotide messenger RNA. Its product is annotated as ACT domain-containing protein ACR8. The record is from RefSeq and is a predicted model, not a curated record. NCBI's taxonomy places the organism in Eukaryota, Viridiplantae, Streptophyta, Magnoliopsida, Poales, Poaceae. Bases 762 to 2126 code for a protein of 454 amino acids. The transcript is spliced from 4 exons.